UGUUUUUUCGACGAAGAAUAUUUGUGAAAUAUUUCUUCAAACUUAUUAUGAUUAAAAUUCAAAAAAAUUAUUCUGUCAAAUCUAGAAAAUCUGUACAAUGAAAUUUAAAUCUUAUUUCAAAGUUGUAGCUGCUGACAGAAGCACAUUGUAUGUAUGUUAUAUAAUUUCAUAGUUGGUUAGAAUAAAUAAAUACAAUCUAUAAAUAUAAGUUCAUAUUUACAUAAAAUGUGAUUAAAAAUUUAUUUCCUUUGGUAAUUUCAUGCAAGUAUAUGUUAACUUUAUUUUUGUUACAAAACCCAUGUAAAUUGGAGAGGAACAUAUUUUUUGUUCCGGUUUGGUCACAUUGUUGGGGGGACAAUUAAUAUGUGACGGAAUAAGAGAAGCAGUAUGAGACAGCAAGCAUUUGAUGAAAGACGUUAAAGGAGUCUCGGCUUGAAAAGAAACUUUAUUCCCUCAGAGUUUGUGAGGCCAAUGAGUUCUGACGGCAUUAUUUCGGCAUUAUUUUGGCAUUGUUUUGGCAUCGUUCUUAACGAGAAGAAGGCGUGGCUGAAAAUAAAUGUCUGUUUGAGAAAAAUGAACAACUUGAGCUUUGAUUAAGACCUCGCAGGGAGUAACAGUCAGAACUCAGCCUACAUCGCGCUGAAGAGAAGGAGAGACUGAGAGGGAGCCUGUCGCAGCAGCGGAGCCGUUAACGAACAGCUCUUUGAUGAGUGACGUCAUCGCUCUCAAUCUUCAAAGGUAAUACAGAGCCAAAUCACCAAUCCUGGAGAUGCCGAAGAGAAGAGAUAUUCUUGCCAUCGUGUUGAUCGUGUUACCCUGGACGUUGCUCAUCACAGUUUGGCACCAAAGCGCUAUCGCUCCGCUCCUCGCCAUCCGCAAGGCCUGUCACCACCUAGUAAAAGAGAUCUUUAUCAUUCCAGAGAGGCUUGCAGUCCGCCACCACCGACUCUCAGAUGACGGCGUGGAGGGCAAGAGGGAGAUGAGAUCAACUCAGAAAGUUUCCGUGUGGCCCGUGGCCUUCGUGGGCGGCCUGCGCUACGAGUCGCCUAAGGUCAACGCGGCCGGGAAGGUGUACGGUUGGAAGACGGUGUUUGACCCCCACCGGCCCUUCGCCAUCGACCUGAGGCUCAUCCUCUUCAAGCCUCAGGCGUACUUCAAGCUCCGCGGGGUGAAGGGAGGCUACCAGGAGAGCAGUCUGCUGCGGGAACUUGUCACGCUCGGCGACCUGGAACCCAAAGCGGCCAAUUGCACUAAGAUACUCGUCUGGCACACAAGAACAGAGAAGCCCGUCCUUGUAAACGAAGGGAAAAAGGGAUUCACAGACCCCAAUGUGGAAAUAUGACAGUUAUUUUUUUCUCCCAUAUCAUGGUGGUUGUUUAUGGACACAAAACAGUUGCUGGCAAGUUUUUGAAAGACAAUCUAACCCUCUUCGUCACUUGAAGGUGACAUUUUUAUUUUAUUUUUUAUUUUUUUGUGAAGAAAAGACAAAGCGGGAUCCGUUUCGUAUGAAAGCACAGCUCGGCGAAUGGCGGAUUUUUUUAUUUAUGAGCCCCGUGAAAGAGACGACGUCAAGGACGGCGUGGGCGCCACGGUGACGACAACCUGACAGAAAGACAGCACAAUUCUAACACCUGUCACUAAAAAAAAAAAAAAAAAAAAAAAAAAAAACCUGAAAUGGGAUUAUGAUGAAGAACAUUCAACAACCCGGACUACGAUCUCGUGGAUCUUACUGGGAUAAACACUACAAGGGAAGGAGUGUCCUUUUGAUAAAAAUGUAAUUUUAUUAGGGUUUUUUUUCGAUGUUGACGAUACUACUGAACACAUUUACUCCUAAGUUACCAUAAGUCAUGCAUUUCAAACGCAACUUGAAGAAUUGUACAUAAAACACAUGAAAACGCGCACCUCUCACUUAGCACUUAAAACACACUGAUGGUAUUUCUUUGUGACAACAUGUGUACAUAGCUUUCAGGAAAUGUUGUGAAUACUUGUGAGUAUUUAUGUUGGACCGUGAGGACAAAUAACAGCACACAGUCGCUUUCAUUAACAUUGAAAAAAACAACACGAUAGUUGGCGUGAUGAAAGGUUUCCCCCUGUCCAUGCACAGCCACGUAUGAACACACGGAAAUAAUCUUUGACUUAAAAGUGUUACGAUAUUCAGUUCUGCGAGCACGGUACAGGUGGU
This is a messenger RNA of Entelurus aequoreus (snake pipefish), 2182 nucleotides long. RefSeq names its product galactosylgalactosylxylosylprotein 3-beta-glucuronosyltransferase 1-like. Gene Ontology annotation, molecular function: galactosylgalactosylxylosylprotein 3-beta-glucuronosyltransferase activity. The transcript has 8 exons. Gene Ontology annotation, cellular component: Golgi membrane. The coding region runs from base 770 to 1342 and encodes 190 amino acids. Gene Ontology annotation, biological process: chondroitin sulfate proteoglycan biosynthetic process; carbohydrate metabolic process. The record is from RefSeq and is a predicted model, not a curated record. NCBI's taxonomy places the organism in Eukaryota, Metazoa, Chordata, Actinopteri, Syngnathiformes, Syngnathidae.